This is a messenger RNA of Eruca vesicaria subsp. sativa (arugula), 1038 nucleotides long. The record is from the annotation of a GenBank genome assembly. NCBI's taxonomy places the organism in Eukaryota, Viridiplantae, Streptophyta, Magnoliopsida, Brassicales, Brassicaceae.
AUGGGAUGCUGGAGAAGGAAGAAAAAGAAUAAGAAGAAAGAAAAGGAGAAGGCGAGAAUUUGGUUCCUCAGAAAUGGAAGCAUGUUUCUUGAGCAACUCAUUGCAGACUGUAACGGCAUAUCAAACCCUAUCCGAGUGUUCUCUUCCAACCAAAUCUCCAAAGCCACGAAUCACUUCGAUCCAUGUUCUCUCAUUGAUCAGUCAGAAACCUUCAUUUGGUACAAGGGCGUUAUCGAAGGAAGAUCUUACAUGCUCAAGAGAUUUACGGAGCCAUGGCGUGAAGACGAGCCUUACAACGAUAUCGUCUUGUCUGUUCGGGUAAGUAAUUACAGUGGUUUCCCGAAACUCAUGGGAUGUUGUCUCGACUUUCCUACUCCAGUGGUGGUGUUUAAAGACCUAGAAUUUAGAUUUUUGAACCGACGAGGAAGUAUUGGUUGUGAGGAUGCACCGUUGUUACCGUGGAAUGUUCGUUUAAAGAUUGCGAAAGAGGUUGCAACGGCUAUAGCUUAUCUUCAUACGGCUUUCCCUAGAGUCAUUAUACACAGAGAUAUAAACCCAAGGAAUGUUUUGUUGGAUAAGAAUGGAACGGCUAAGCUGACUGGUUUAUCGCUUUCGGUAACACUCCCUGAGGGUAAAUCAUGGAUUGAAGAGACGGUGCUUGGAACUCAUGGAUAUGCAGAUCCUAUUUAUAGUAUGACGGGCAUACUGACAGCAUCUUCAGAUGUGUUUAGUUUUGGAAUUCUCAUGUUGGUUCUUCUGAUGGGAAGACGGCCAUUUCUGGUUGGAUCAGAUGGCGUGUUGGAUCCUCAGAGAUUGAUGCUUGACUAUGUGAGGGAUCUCCAGGAGAGAGGAGAACCUGUUGAAUUUGGGGGUGAUUCAAACGACAUGAGGCUUUGUCAGAUGAAAAUGUUUCUCGACCUGGCACUGAGAUGCUGCAAGAAGAGGAAUGAAGACAGGCCAAAGAUGAUCUUGGUGGCAAAAGAGAUUAAGCUAAUAGAAAAAGGAAAACUCGAUUGCUCUGGGGAUGGUCAGAUUUAA